CCAGAGUGGAAUGCCUCGUGUAAUGGCCAACCAGCAGGAAUCCUGUUCCAACAGCUUCGGCAACACAAUUCUUUCUAUUCCAUUAAUAACUUCACUAUUAACAGGUGGAAAGUCCUUGCUUGUAAAUGUGUUGCUGUGGUGGCAUUUACUGCAAGGUCUUAAUUGAAGAUUUACCAUAAACAUGUACAUUAAAGUUGACUACAUUUCCAUUAGGCUACAGGAUAGUAAGAGGGAAUAUGAAUGAUUUGAUUAUUUUAUAAAAAUACUUCUUUUAAUCGCGAUGACAGACGCCUCCGCAGUAGGGAAACGCCGACCGGAGGUGAGAAAAAAUGGCAAAAGUUGCUCUACAGACUCUACACGUUUCGGACAGGGGCCAAACACAGGCAUAUCUGUCCUUCGUCAGGAGCUCAGACCCCUCUGCAUGCAUGGCUAGAAGAUAAUAUAUACUUAAGGUGCAUUAUAGAGUACUUUAACAGUACAGAAAGCAAACAUUAAAAAAACUUUCAGAUCCACAAAAUAAUGUUCCAUAACGCUAAGUGGUGUUUGUAGAUUACAAGUAACACGAACAAAUUACUAAUAACGGAUUAAGUCAACAAGAGCGGUGUUUGUACUUGGUGGUUUUUCCAAUGAAAGCAUUUGGUUCUACCUCUGGAAUGUGGAAUUUCCACCACUGGAACGUGAAAUCUCACAACUAGCUUGAUACCACUCAUUAAGUUGCGCACUUCCCAAUGCUUCUUUGAGCCGGAGGGCACCGACACGGUGCGUAUGCUACAGCGAGGCUGAUUCACGAACCGCAAUUGCAGGUGAGAGGGGGCACUGAUCAUCAUCAAUCACUUCUGGCGGACUUGAUGCCAUCUCAUGCCAUCAUCGUGCACAUUGACAACACUCAAUUGUAAUCACUCUACUGGCCGGGACAAGAGCUCACCAAGAAGACCACUCUGGCCGCUCCGGUCGCAGUGCAGGCUGGCUGCCGACUGUCUCAGUACAACCAACAGCUGCCACAAAAUUAUGACAAACCAGAACAAUAUGACCGUAGGUCUUCCCAAAUAAACUGGGCCUCACAGAAUAGUCAGAUGUUGCAAAGAGACCAGGUACCACAAACUCACAAUAAGCCAUCACUAAAAUACCAGCAGCUGCAACCCGAACAGAUGUCACAAAUCAACCACCGGCUGUUAAUACAUGACUGCAUCGCACGAACUGAGCAAGUGUUGCAGAACAGCCGAUUGUCACAAAAAGACCAGGUGGCAAAAAUUAUCCAGCUUUCACAACAUAAUGGCAAGCCAUCGCAAAAAGCUCAGUCUUCACAAAAAGACCACAUUUUACAGAUCAACCACUGGGCAUCAAAAUAUGACUGCGUGUCACAAACUCAGCAGGCCUCACGUAAAGUGGCACAAACUAAAAGCAGUCCCCAAAACGGAGAGGUGUCACGAAGCCAGAAAGGGGUGACACAAAACCGGUUCCCACUGCGCACCGACAAUGCGAGGAGCUUCACAGCAGUGGCGGCGGUGGACGCGACACCGUCCCCACCGCUGCCACCGCCAUUCUCACGAUUCUACCCCGCACAGCGUCAGCCUCACCCCAGCAAGGGGAGCUCGGUGGCGGCCCCAGGAAAGACGAGGCCAGGAAAGACGAGGCCAGGCUCUGCACAAGUCUCGCGGCGGCCGUCCGUUCAGACGCUCACUUCCCCACGUGAGGAGGCAAAGAGUCGCUCGACAGCUACCACCGCCGCCACCUCCGCCGCCACCUCCGCCGCCACCUCCGCCAUCCUGGUGACGAGCAGGUCACUGCCGGACCGGAUGGAGGGUAUGCCUGUGGUUGGGUCACCUGUGGCAGGCGAAAGGCCCGUGGUGGGCGACCUGCGCGUGGCGGGGAGAAGCCUGGACCUGGCCCAGAGGCCGGUGGGCAGCACGCAGCACGACCUCACGGGAGACGGAGCCCAGGAUGAGUUCCGGCACCUUCCACAUCUCCUCCAGCGCUGGCGCGGACUGGAUGUGGGGCCCUGCCGUGGUGUGUCGGCACGCCCGCCCUGCCUUCUCGCCGCCAUCAAACCGCGCAAUGUGCAGCGCGAGCGCGGGCGCUUCGUGCGCGCCGGCUUCGCAUACAACCCGCGCUUCGAGUAUGCGAACCCCGCUGAUCCCGCGCUGCUUGCGCGCUAUGCCACGCCGUCGCACUGCUUCCUGCCGCAGGCUGUGAGCAUCCUGGAGCGUACACUGAGCCGGUACGGCAGCUACGAGCACUUUGAGCAGGACAUGGGGGGCGACGUGCUGUCCCCUCGCCGCAUCUGGGCUCACGUGCGCACCUACAUGGAGAAGGAGGGCUGCCUCGGCGAGGUGGUGGUGAGCCUGCACGACGACCUGCUGUCGCGUGCCUCCAUGACAGUGCAGAAUGGUCGCCCCACGCUAUGCAUUAACACGGCAGCGGCGCGUGAGCACUGGCUCGAGGGGAUGCUGCAGCACGAGAUCGGCACACACUUCCUGCGGGGGCUGAAUGGCGCCCGCCAGCCGUGGGGACGCCCGGGCGGGCGGCGCCGCUUUACGCUGCGCCCGGCGAACCCCACGGAGGAAGGGCUGGCAAGCGUGCACAGCGUGUUGCACCGCCGUGACCCUUUGCUGUGGCGCGCCGCGCUGCUCUACUACACCAUAAACCGCGCCGCCCACCUCUCCUUCUCCGCACUCUUCGCGGAGCUCGGCCGCUUCGUGCGUGACCCAUCCACACGAUGGGAGUAUUGCCUCCGUGCGAAGCGCGGCCAGGAGGACACUUCCGUGCCGGGUGAGCAUCAGCAUUGUGUUAAAGUCGGGCGUGUGAGACUCGACGAAUCGGGGUGCACUGGUGGCGCAGCGGUUAGUACGUUGACUGAUGAACUCGUGAGCAUAUUGUGUAGGGCGGUGGCAACGGUGGUUAUUUUGCACUGUGCUGUGAAUGUGGUGACCUGAGUUAGAUUACUGGCUACGGCGAACAGUGGUAUUUACAUCUUGAUUUAGAGCUUUCGUGACUGCAGGAAUUCAUACUCUGUGGGUCUUUCGGUAAAG
This is a messenger RNA of Petromyzon marinus (sea lamprey), 3029 nucleotides long. NCBI's taxonomy places the organism in Eukaryota, Metazoa, Chordata, Hyperoartia, Petromyzontiformes, Petromyzontidae. The record is from RefSeq and is a predicted model, not a curated record.